Diaporthe amygdali is the source of this 972-nucleotide messenger RNA. RefSeq lists its product as uncharacterized. Gene Ontology annotation, biological process: acyl-CoA metabolic process; fatty acid catabolic process. Lineage: Eukaryota; Fungi; Ascomycota; Sordariomycetes; Diaporthales; Diaporthaceae. Gene Ontology annotation, molecular function: fatty acyl-CoA hydrolase activity. The transcript has a single exon. The record is from RefSeq and is a predicted model, not a curated record. Bases 1 to 972 code for a protein of 323 amino acids. Gene Ontology annotation, cellular component: peroxisomal matrix.
AUGUUGCCGUCGUUAGCAGACCAACUAGCCAUCGAGCAAACCGGGCCGGGCCAAUUUAUCUCCAAAGAGCUUCCCCAGCGCAUGGGCAACGCAAUGCCUAUCGCAUACGGCGGAUGCACCGCAGGCAUAGCAACGCGCGCAGCCUGUGCCACGGUGCCGGAGUCGUUCUCGCUAUACUCCCUCGUGGGACACUUCCUCGGGCCAGCGUCGACCACAGAGAAGCUGGCAUGCACGGUUCACACCACGCGUAACACCAAGACCUUCACUACGCGGCGCGUCGUGGUCAGCCAGCAGCGGCCCGAUGGCCAGGUCCGCACAUGCCUGGAGCUGCUGGCGGACUUCCAGGUCGAGGAGCCGGCGCUGAUGGCGUACUCUGCGCCGCCGACGAUCCCGUUCAAGGGGCCCCACGAAAGCCCCACAGCGAAGCAGCUGGCUGAGAAAGCUGUUGCUCAAGGACUUGCCAGCAGCGACAUAGUCGAGAAGAAUGGUAUCAUGUUCUCAAUGAUGGAGAACUUCUUUGAGACGAGGACUUGCGCUGAAGGAAUGACCGGUCAAAAUGUGGUGGGCCUCCUGAGGACGCUUCCGACGGACCAGGACGAUCUCCCGCUGACAGAAAGGAGUUCCGGAGAUUGGGCCAAGACGAAGGAACCCUUGACUUCAGCUGGCGAAAAGGCGGCUGUUCUCUCCUUCUUGAUGGACGGCGGCCUGUCCUUUCUCCCGCUCUGGCAUGAGCACCUGUGGUUUGACGACGCUGGGGCUUGCUCGACGCUAGACUUCGCUCUGCGGCUCUUCACGCCUGAUGUCGACUUAAGCAAUUGGCACCUCCGUGAGAGGAAGACCAUCGCAGCUGGCUAUGGCAGGACAUACUCGGAGGGCCGUCUGUGGGAUGAGCAGCGAAACUUGGUCGCUUGCAUGACGCAGCAGUGCAUAUUGCGGCCAAAGCCGCAAGGCAAAGUGAAGGCAGUGCUGUGA